AUGGGAAAAUGCAAGGUUGCAACAUUGUUGUUUGGAGUGUUUUUUGCAUUGUGUUGUAUAGAAUUACAAGUUGAAGCAAGAGCAUCUUCAUCUUUAGAUAGAGAAAUUGAAACCAAAUUGAAGCUUCUCAACAAACCUGCAGUGAAAUCCAUCAAGAGUGAAGAUGGAGACAUUAUUGACUGUGUCAACAUUUACAAGCAACCUGCUUUUGACCAUCCUGCCUUAAAAAAUCAUACUAUCAAGCCAAUACCUAGUUUUCUUCUUGAAUAUGAACCUUCAAGCAUGAGUGGUACCCCCAACGCAAGCUCGGAAGUGUUUCAGCUAUGGCAGAAAAGUGGAAGUUGUCCAAAAGAUACCGUCCCUAUUCGUAGAAUUCAGAAGAAAGACUUGUUGAGAGCUUCUUCACUCGAACGCUUUGGACAAAAACCUAAAAUCUAUUCAACCAACAAGACAAAUCUUAACUCCACCAUCCUCGGUGUUAUCGAUGAUUAUGUUAAUCUACAAAAUCGCUCGGAAAUACAUCUUUCCACAUUUGGGUUCAAUUUUAUAGGUGCAAGAGCAAAUAUUAACAUAUGGAAUCCAAAUGUUGAAAAAAAAGGAGAUUUCACUACUGCUCAAAUAUACCUUAAGGCUAGCAAUGGUGAUUUUUUUGAAAGCAUUGAAGCAGGCUGGAUGGUUCAUCCCGAGUUAUAUGGUGACUCUAACUCUCGAUUGUUUGCAGCUUGGACUAGAGAUUCAUACCAUACAACAGGCUGCUUUGAUCUUACUUGUAAAGGAUUUGUGCAUAUAGCCUCAAGUACAGCGCUUGGUGCUACUCUUAGACCUUAUUCAUCCCCAUAUAACCAACAAUAUGAAAUCAACAUUGGAAUAUAUUCGGAUGAGGGUGGGAACUGGUGGCUUAAUAUAAAGAAUGGCACAGUUAUAGGUUAUUGGCCAAAAGAGAUAUUGGGUAAUUUGAAACACAGUGCAACAAUUGUUCAAUGGGGUGGACAAGUGUAUAGUGAUAAGGUGAAAAAAAAGCCUCCUCACACUUCAACACAGAUGGGAAGUGGUGAUUCAGCAUCAACUAGAUUUGGGCGUGCAUGCUACAUGAGCAAUGUGAGAAUUAAGGAUUAUUCAAAAUAUCUCAAGUAUCCAAAAUUUAUAACAACACAUGCUGAUGAACCUUACUGUUACAAUUACUUCAAUGAUGUUGAACAAGGAAAAGAUCCUGUAUUCUAUUUUGGGGGGCCUGGACGAAGUCCUCCAUCUUGUCCUUGA
Molecule: messenger RNA, 1260 nt
Organism: Vicia faba (fava bean)
Lineage: Eukaryota; Viridiplantae; Streptophyta; Magnoliopsida; Fabales; Fabaceae
Source: the annotation of a GenBank genome assembly